Messenger RNA from Desarmillaria tabescens, 820 nucleotides. RefSeq names its product nucleophile aminohydrolase. The coding region runs from base 27 to 749 and encodes 240 amino acids. Gene Ontology annotation, molecular function: threonine-type endopeptidase activity. Gene Ontology annotation, cellular component: proteasome core complex. The transcript is spliced from 6 exons. Lineage: Eukaryota; Fungi; Basidiomycota; Agaricomycetes; Agaricales; Physalacriaceae. The record is from RefSeq and is a predicted model, not a curated record.
GUCUCUCCUUCUCUCUCUCAGCAAAUAUGGACCACAUCGACAUGCAGCAGCUCAAAGCCGGCGAAGUCAACCUUGGGACUUCAAUCAUGGCCGUCCAGUUCGACGGUGGAGUGGUCAUCGGCGCAGACAGUCGUACAACCACAGGAAGCUAUAUUGCCAACCGUGUAACAGAUAAGCUCACACACGUCCACGAUCGUGUAUACUGCUGUCGGUCAGGUUCUGCGGCGGACACACAGGCUAUUGCAGAUGUUGUGCAUUACCACCUUCAAAUGCAUACUCAAACGUCAGGCGCUCCUCCGUCUGUACACACAGCAGCAGCCAUCUUCCAGAAGUUGUGCUACGAGAACAAGGACGGACUAAGUGCCGGAAUCAUCGUUGCUGGAUGGGACAAAGAGGUAGGCCCCAGCGUCUAUAAUAUUCCUCUUGGAGGCGGACUGUUCCGCCAGCCUUGGGCUAUUGGUGGUUCUGGCUCCACAUACGUAUACGGUUACUGUGAUGCCACGUACCAAGAUGGAUGGGGCAGAGAUGAGACUGUGAAUUUUGUCAAGAACACUUUGGCACUGGCUAUGUCGCGAGACGGUUCCUCAGGUGGUGUGAUACGGAUGUGCGUCAUCACGGAGGAUGGUGUCGAGAGACUAUUCGUGCCUGGUGAUAAGCUUCCCAAAUUCUGGGAAGGCCGAGAGGUUUUGGCUGCUGGAAAGACGAUACCUAUCGAUAGUGGAGUUGUGCCAAUGGCUGUAGAAGCAUGAGAUCAGACAAUUACUAUUCUUUGUAUUCAAUUUAUUGAAUGGCUACUCAAAUACACCAACUGAGCGAUAUU